Messenger RNA from Aspergillus aculeatus ATCC 16872, 4581 nucleotides. Its product is annotated as putative eukaryotic translation initiation factor subunit eIF-4F. Lineage: Eukaryota; Fungi; Ascomycota; Eurotiomycetes; Eurotiales; Aspergillaceae. The record is from RefSeq and is a predicted model, not a curated record. Gene Ontology annotation, molecular function: mRNA binding; protein binding; translation initiation factor activity. The transcript is spliced from 5 exons. Gene Ontology annotation, cellular component: eukaryotic translation initiation factor 4F complex. The coding region runs from base 1 to 4581 and encodes 1526 amino acids.
AUGAGCUCGAUCCCUCCCAAGUCAGGCCUCCAACCUCAAGGACAGAGCACCUCGACCCAGGCCGCCUCCUCUCCCGCACAAUCUGCCUCGCCGUCGACGGCGCCUCGUUCCUACGCCAGCGCCACCAAGAAGUCCGCGACGGACUCGACCGCCGCUCCCGUCACUGUGGGCGGCUCGUCGCAACAUGGGAAGUCGACCUCAGCAUCUCCUGUGAGCGGCAAACCCAUGCAGCAAUCCCAAACCCCCGGCGUCACCAUCGUCAAUGGCGCCCCGGCUCCUCAAAGCGAUCAUUCCCGCAAGCCUUCGGUGACCAUCACCUCUGCUGGCACCUCCGGAUAUAUUCCCAACGGCGGCCAGACCGGUCGUCCCAACAGUCUGCAGUUCGGCUUCGCCAACCAGCAGUCCUCGCCUAGCAUGGGCAAUCCCGCGUCUUUGGCUACUCAGCCUCAGGCCGGUCUUGGUGUCACUCCGCCCGCCAACCCCCGUGUGACUUCCCCCCAGACUUCGCCUUCCCCUAUCCCUCAACCCGCUUCCAGCGGUGGCCGGCCACCGCCGUCGACCUACCAGGCGCAGGGUAACGUUCCCAACUUUGGCAGCUUUGGCGAUGCUGGCGAUAGCAUGCGCGCGGCUCCACAGGCACCCCUUGGCCCCGGUCCUCAGUCGACCCACCUCCGUCGCGAAUCUUCCCAAUCGACUCACAGCGAUAUGAGCAGUCACAUGGGUAGUGUUCCCGGCCGUGGCGGUUACCCCCAUCAGGGCGGUCGCGGCCGUGGUUAUUCUCAGUCGAGCUAUCAGGGUCAAGUUCCUUACUCUCCAGGUCCCAACUUCCGCACCACUCCCAACCAGGCCCGCGGCGCUCCCAACAUGGGCCCUCAGUUCCACGCCCCCAACCAAGGUCGCCCCCUCGCACCUUUCCCCAACUCUCCUCACCAAGCGAGCCGCAGCCCCGCCCUUGCAAACGCGCAUCCUGCGACUCCCCAGAUGAACCAGGUUCCCAUGGCACACGCGCAGAUGCCCCCGCAGGCGUACGGUUAUGGACAACCGAUGGGACCCCAAACUGUGAGACCUCCCCAUAAUAAACCCUUCCGACGUGGAUAUGGAACCCGAAGAAAAGGAUCAUACCGCCGACCAUCACUUUCACCCAUCUACGCUGCAACUGCUAAAGCCCCCCUUCCACCAAUCCCACCCAUCAAUUUAGCGCCAGAAAGCGGGAAUUUUGAGCAAUAUCUAACGUUGAUGAAAACCAACCAGGCCUACCCCGGCUACGACCCCGCUGCUUACGGCUACUACCCCCAAGGCUACAUGGGUGGUGUCCAGUAUAUGACUCCCCCGUCCCCGCAACCACGCCCCGGAAUGCCGUUCAACCCCCAGGCUCCGUACAUGCAGAACCAGUACCCUGUUCAGCCUCCCGCCCAAGCCACCUCCCUCUCUCGUACGCCCUCGCAGAUGUCUAAUGACCGCCCUGGAUCUAGCCUUGGCCAGGGCCAGCCCCCUGCUGGUCCUCCCGGCCCUGGCCAUGCUCACACCGGAAGCCGCACGUCGAACAGCCCCGCUCCCGCAAAGACGCCGUUCGUCAUUCCUGCCAAGAAGAGCCCGAUCAUCAUCAAGGAUCCCGGUAGCGGCGUGGUAAAGACGUUUGAAAAGGCUCCUGCCUCCCCAGCUCGUAUCACCCCGUCCCCUGUUAAGAUUGCGACUCCCACUUCGACUCCUCCCCCUCGCACCGGCAGCAGCGCCGACCACACUCGCACCGAGUCCAAGUCUACUAAGACGGACGAGGAGAAGAAGAAGGAGUUGAAGGACGCUGUCCGCCAGAAGAUCGAACAGGAAGAGGCUGAGCAGCGCCGCAAGGCCGAGGAGGAGGCCGCCGCUGCCCAGCGCAAGAAGGACGAGGAGGAGGCCGCCGCUGCCCAGCGCAAGAAGGAUGAGGAGGAGGCUGCUCGCCAACAGGAGGAAGAAGAGGCCGCUCGUAAGCAGCAGGAGGAGGAAGAGGCUGCCAAGAAGGCUGCUGAUGAGGAGGCCGCCCGCAAGAAGCUUGAGGAGUUGAGCUUGAAGGACAAGCCAGAGGAGACCAAGGCGGAAGAGCCCGUUAAGCCUGCUGAGUCCGCUCCUGCUCCCGCGCCCGCUCCUGCUGAUGACGAUGACAUCGACUACGAUGCCAUUGAGCGCGAGAUGGCCGAAAUCGAGGCCAAGGAGCGCGAGGCUGAGGCUGCCUACUACGCCAAGAAGCAAGCCGAGAAGGAGGCGAAGGAGCGCAAGGAGAAGGAGGAGCGCGAGGCGUGGGAAGCCAACAUGAAGCAGGCUGAGCGUGAGGCCGAGGCUCUUGAGGAAGCCAAGGCCAAGAACCGUGAAGCCGGCGCUGUCACCGACGAGGAUCAAAAGAAGAAGGACCUUUUCGCCUCGUUGAAGAAGGGUGGUUUCUCUGCAACCGAGACUAGCACCGAGAGCGGCACCGCUACGCCCGCCUCUGAUAUGGGUCCUCCUGCCAGGCCCGCCAGUGCUCUCAAGCAGAAGCCUGCUGCUCUCAAGCUGGAGACCAGCAAGGCGGUUGAGCCUCCUCAGCCCAGCGCUGCCAUGAAGUCCCUGCACUCGGCUCGCCUGAUCGAUGAUCUCAGCAAGAUCACUUACCCCGAGUCCAUUGCUUCUCCCAACCCGGCCCUGAAUGCCAACGCUCCUACCGAUCGCAAGUUCCACUACAACAAGGAGUUCUUGCUUCAGUUCCAGAAUGUGUUCAAGGAGAAGCCCUCGAUUGAUUGGGACUUGCGCGUGCGUGAGACCGUCGGUGACAGUGACUCGUCACGUCCCCAGUCGGCCCGCACCCCGAUGGCCAGCGGCCGACAGAGCUCUCGCCCCGGCAUCGGUCAGGGCUUCCCCGGAAUGGGCAAUUUCGGCCAGCCCGGCAACCGCAACAGCCUGCCCCCAGGCACUACUUCCGAGCAGCGCUUUGCUAUGUCUCGCCAAGCCUCCGCUGUUGGCAAUCCCUUCGGCUCCUUUGGUCGCGGUCUGAGCGUUGGUGGCGCCAUUGGGCGCACCAACUCUAGCCCUAUGCACCCUGGCAUGCCCUCGCCUCGCCCCGGCUCUGGCCGCUCCGGUACUCGCAACAGCAGCAAGCGCGACAAGCAGCAUGCCAAGAAGGAGGAGGACAUGGCCAAGUCCAUGCCUCUCACCGCUGGCAAGGAGGUCGAGGCCCUCCAGGUCUCCACCACUGGAUGGAAGCCCCGCAGUGUCGGUCAGACUACCACUGCUGGUCCUACUCCUGCUGGCUCGACUCACAUGCCUCCUGAUGUGGUGCAGCGUAAGGUGAAGGCUGCCUUGAACAAGAUGACGCCCGAGAACUUCGACCGUAUCUCUGGACAGAUCUUGGAGAUUGUCUCCCAAUCCAAGGACGAAUCGGAUGGACGCACCCUGCGCCAGGUCAUCCAGCUUACUUUCGAGAAGGCUACUGACGAGGCCCACUGGGCUUCCAUCUACGCCAAGUUCUGCAAGAGUAUGCUGGAGAGCAUGAGCCCCGAGAUCAAGGACGAGAACAUCCACGACAAGAACGGCAACGUCGUCGCUGGUGGCAGUCUGUUCCGCAAGUACCUCCUCAACCGUUGUCAAGAGGAGUUCGAGCGUGGUUGGAAGGUCAACCUGCCUCCUAAGCCCGAGGGCCAGACGGAGGAAGCUGCUAUGAUGUCUGAUGAGUACUAUAAGGCCGCUGCUGCCAAGCGUCGUGGUCUUGGUCUCGUCAAGUUCAUUGGUGAGCUGUACAAGCUGGGCAUGUUGACUGAACGUAUCAUGCACGAGUGUGUGAAGAAGCUUGUCGAUUAUGAGGGUAUGCCCGAUGAGGCCGAGGUUGAGAGUUUGACCAGCCUCCUGCGCACCAUCGGUGCUAGCCUCGAUGCCUCGGAGCGUGGACACGCGAUGAUGGAUGCUUACUUCCACCGCAUCAGCCUUAUGAUGCAGACUCCUGACUUGCCCAGCAGAUUGCGCUUCAUGUUGAUGGAUAUCAUCGACCUGCGUAAUGCCCGCUGGCACUCCAAGGAUGCCGAUAAGGGACCCAAAACUAUCCAGCAGAUCCGUGAAGAGGCUGCUCGCGCACAACAAGAGGCCGAGAUGGAGCGUCUUCGCCAGCAGGCCAACCGCGGCAGCCGCCCGGGACUGGGUCGUGGUGAUGCCCGCAGCUACAGCAACUACGGCAACCAAGCUCCUCCCCAGGACUUUGCCUCGAGCAAGGUCGGCAGUGACGAUCUCCGCCGUCUGCGGACGACCCGCAACACCAACCAGCCGAUGUCUUUCGGACCCUCUAGCAUGCUGGGAUCUCGCAGCAACAGCGGACGGAAGAACCUUGGCCCUGGUGGCAACCUGGUUCGUGGUAGUGAUGAUAGUGCUGCUAGCAGCCGGACCGGCACUCCCCCUGUCGGCAAGAAGGAGGAAGUUACUUCGAUUAACGCUUUCAGUGCUUUGGCUGCCUUGGAAGACCGGGACAACAUGGCCACCUCCCCGCCAUCGAACCCUACCUCCCCUCUGCUGACCAAGUCGCAACCCGCGGUUGAGCGCCGACCCUCCAAGACUCCCUCUACUGCCGGCGAGGAAGCCUCAUAG